AUGUAUUUCUAUCAAGGGCUGGGCUCUGCUCUACCAGCAGGACGAGAGUUUGUCACAUCUUUCAUGCAAAACCUUGGGAGUGAUGUGGAAGCUCGCUUCUUGGUUGAGGUUGCAGCUCUGCCCACUUCAAAAGGCAGCACCAAGGUCAAGGUGACUGCCAUGGGUCAGGUCUAUCAGAAGGAAAUUGAUCCUGGUCAGAGUGUGUCGUUCAAGCUCCCCGACACGGUAGAGAUGAAAGGCAGCAUGAAGUCCAGUCAGUCUGUGCUGAUCGAGGCUAGCCAAGAUGUCACUGUGAUGUCUCUUAACUUUAAGAAAUACACGGCAGACACCUCCGUGGUCUACCCGGUGAGGGACUGGGGGACUGAGUACAUAGUAUUCACUCCUACCAGCUCUCAGAGAGACACAUAUAAAGAAUUUUCUAUCACCAACCACAGAGAGCCAAAUUCUGUUGAGUUUUUCCUGCCGGGCUCCGUCCAAUUCCAAGGGAAGUAUUACAGGAGAGGAAGCAAGAUGACCAUAAAGCUGGAGCCAUUUGAGACCGUUCAAAUACAGAGUCUCGAUAACCUGAAGGGGACCAGAGUGAACUCACGCCUCCCUGUCGCUGUGUCCUCGGGACACAGUUGUGUCCAGAAGUACACCGAGUGCAACCACGUCUACGAACAACUCCUUCCCAUAAGCAGCUGGGGGAAAGAAUUCAUUAUCGCACCACUGUCUUAUCAUAAAUUCUUCUCCAAUUUACAUGACAGUGUUUACGUCCAAGCAUCCCAAACCACCAAACUUACCGUCACUGUCAGUGGAAAGGUCCAGACUUACCCUAUAUUUGCAGGACAAACUAUCGAGCUCUACUCUGAGUGGCCGCAUGCCAUGUAUUUGAAAUCUGACAAGGGCAUUCAGGUCCUAUUUGAAUUCAACGGUGGUCCUGAGUAUUCACUAAACUAUUAUGAUCCCUUCUUAAUGACUAUACUGCCCACAAGUAGUUUCAGCACUUCCUACUCGUUGGAGGGACAGGGUGAUUUCUACAACCAUGUCAUAAUUGUGGCUCCGAACGAAGACCUGGAUGGCAUCAAAUUUGACCCUGAGCCCCAGUGGGCCAACUUUAAAUGGCGUAAAGUCGAUGGGACUGUGUUCUCCUGGACUGAUAUCGAAUAUAGCACUGGUGUGAACAGCUAUCAGAUAUCUCACCCCAGUUCUCCAUUUGGAGUCUACAGUUUUGGUGUUGCUUAUGCCAACGGCUAUGGAUCCCCUGCAGCUGCUGACUUAGCAGAGAAACGUGACUGCACUACCAUGAAAUGCUCAGAAGAUGAAGUGUGCCAGAUGAAAGACAACUCCCCAACAUGUGUUAAGAAACCCCCAGAAAUCAAAGAUGGCGCCUGCUGGGCAAUGGGCGAUCCUCACUACCGCACAUUCGAUGGCCACUACUACAACUUCAUGGGCAGCUGCACCUACACGAUGGUCAAGAACUGCCAUGUUGAUGAAGACCACCCAGCGUUUGAGGUCGAUGCUAAGAAUCAAAUCCUUACCGGUUCAAAGGUCACAUAUGUUGGCAAAGUGAUCAUUAAGGUGUAUGGGUACACUGUAACCAUUGUGCGGUCAGAGUUUGGACUUGUCAGGAUGAACUACACAUUGUGGAAUCUCCCCAUCGACUUGGGCAGUGGCAAGUUGAAGCUAUCCCAGAGCGGCCUCUCCGUCAUUGUUGAGACUGAUUUUGGUCUGACCGUGCAGUAUGACUGGAAGGAAUACCUUCUAAUCACGGUACCGAGCAGAUUUUCUGGCAAGGUUUGUGGCCUGUGUGGCAACUUCAACAGCAAAAAGGACGAUGACAUGGUGACUUCAAAUGGUACACUGACCAGUAACGUAGAAACCCUGGGAAGGAGCUGGAGGGUUCCUGAUGAGCCAGACGAUGCUCAGUGUCGAGACGAUUGCCCAGGAGAAUGUGAGACUUGUCAUAAGGAUGGCUUUUUUAGCGGUAUGGCUGACAAAAUAUUUUGCGGUACACUCACCUUCAUCAUGGAUGGACCACUCCAAGAUUGCAAUGCUGUCAUGGACCCCAAGGCCUUUCAUGACAUGUGUUUGUAUGAUGUGUGCAUGGGGGAGGGGAUGAUCAACUUCCUGUGCGACACCUUGCAGGUGUAUGCCGACGCCUCUCCACCCAAGUGCCCACAGAACAGCCAUUAUGAGUUCUGUGGGAAUGCCUGCCCAGCUACCUGUGAAAACCCAGAUGCUGCAACAAAGUGCAACAAAAGCUGCGUGGAGACGUGCGUCUGCAACAAGGGCUUCCUGCUUAGUGGCACCAAGUGUGUGCCUCAGGACCAGUGUGGCUGCUUCUACAAAGGCCACUACAUAGAGUCUGGGGCCUCUUUCCUAACUGAUGACCACUGUAGUGAGAAGUGCACAUGCAACCAAAAGAAAGUUGAUUGUGAGAAACCAGGUUGUCAAAAGGGGUAUGAGUGCAAGGUAGUUGACGGCCUGACGGGAUGUCACCGGAUCAUCUACGCUGAGUGCAGCAUGAAUGGUGGCCCUCACAUGGUGACCUUUGAUAAGCAUGAUUACAACUUCCAGGGCACCUGUGUGUAUCAGCUGGCUGGGGUCUGCUCCAAAGAUCCGUCCCUGCAAAACUUUAAAGUUCUCGUGCAAAAUGACGCUCAUGGCAAAAGAGUUGGCUCUGGUCCAAAGCUGGUGGAGGUCAAAGCUUAUGAAGAUUCCAUUGUUGUCACAAGACGGCACAAAGGCUCAGUCCUGAUAAAUGGAGAACUUACCCACUUACCUGUCACACUCAAAAGCAACAUCACAGUCUACAAAGUUAAUGACUUUGCUGAAAUCAAUACUGAAUUCGGGCUUCAAGUCUCCUAUGAUUGGGGUUCUACGGUGCGUGUCAAAAUCCCUGAUACGUAUGCUGAUGCUAUGUGUGGCCUGUGUGGCAAUUACAAUCACAACCCCAAUGAUGACCUGAAGUUGAAGAAUGGCACGGAAGCGUCGUCUGUGGAGGAGCUAGGGAAAAGUUGGAGGGUUGCAGUGAUCCCCGGUUGUGUUGAUGGUUGCAAGAAUGAGAGUGUCUGUCCCGACUGUGACAUCACAGAGAAAGACAAGUAUGAGACUGAUAGGUACUGUGGUUUAUUAUUGAAGUCCACAGGCCCCUUCCGUGAAUGCCAUGCCAAAAUAAGUCCUGAUGCCAUUUUUAAGAAUUGUGUGUAUGAAAUGUGCCUCUACAACGCCAAGGAAGGGUCCUGGUGCACCCACCUCCGUAGUUACACCCUAGAAUGCCAAGAGCUGGGAGUCAAUGUGUCCCAGUGGAGGACAGACGAAUUCUGUCCCAUAUCUGGGAUGAUGCACUACAACCACUCUCACUAUGAACACUGUGGCGAUGUAUGCCAUGCAACAUGUGACCCAGACUUUCCUCCCAAUGACUGCAAGAGGCCCUGCCAGGAAGCAUGGAUUUGUGAUCACGGCUACCUACUCAGUAACGACGAGUGUGUGCCUGAUGACCAGUGCGGCUGCAAGUACCAAAACAGAAAUUAUGAGGAGGGAGAGAGUUUUCUGUUACCAGACUGCCUCCAGAGAUGCACCUGCUAUGGCAAUGGCAAUGUGAAGUGUGAGGCACACUCUUGUGGGCCAUUUGAGAAGUGUGCGCUGGUCAAGGGUGUUCAAGCGUGCCAACCACUGGGAAAUGCAACCUGCACAAUCGCUGGCGAUCCACAUUACAAAACUUUUGAUGGCACCACGUAUGACUUCCAAGGCACCUGCACCUACACCGCAGCCAAACUGUGCCAUUAUGAGGGUUCACAGCUCAAAAACUUCUCUGUGGUGGUCGAGAACGAGAAGUGGUCGUAUACCAAGAAACCAAAUCUGUCUGUGGCCAAGCUCGUUGCUGUGGAGGUGUACGGCUACACCCUGAUCCUCAGAAGGGACCAACGUGGAACAAUCAUGGUGGAUGACAAAUUGAAAAAAAUUCCACUCAGUCUCAAUGAUGGAAAAGUUGAAGUCUUCCAAGACGGCUUCCACUACGCCAUCACAACUGACUUUGGCCUGAAUGUGACUUAUGAUUUGGUCUACAGAGUCACGGUAACUGUUCCUGGAAACUACAAAGGCAAAACAUGUGGACUGUGUGGCAAUUUCAAUGACAACAAGACAGACGAAUUCGAGCUACCGGAUGGAAAAUUGACCAAGGACAUCAAGACCUUCGGAGCAGCCUGGAAAGAGCAGGUGUCGGGGGUGGUCUGUGAUGAUGGCUGCAGUGGAGACCUGUGUCCCAAAUGUGACAGCACACUGAAGGAAAUCUUCGAAAAAGAUUGUGGAUACCUCAAAAAUACUACUGGUGCCUUUGCUGCCUGCCAGAAGCUACUAAGUCCUGAGUCUUACUACAGAGAUUGCGUCUAUGACGUGUGCUUGUCCAAGGGAGACCGCAAAGUUCUCUGCCAAAGCAUUACAGCAUACGUGACUGACUGUCAGGUCAUUGGAGUAACCAUUGACAAGUGGAGGACGGCUGAAUUCUGCCCUGUCCACUGUUCAGAAAACAGUCACUACCAGAUCUGCACUGAAACCUGUAACUCUCCGUGUCCUGGUCUCACCGACAUCAUUAACUGCCCUGCUACUUGUGCUGAGGGCUGCGCCUGUGAUGACGGCUACUACUACAAUGGGACUGGCUGUGUUACCCUGGAGAACUGCAGUUGUUUCUUCAAUGGACAAACCUAUAAGAUCGGCGAGUAUGUAGAAACUGACUCUUGCCAGAAGCGCUGCAAGUGUACAACAUCUGGUCAAGUCCAGUGCGAGGCCUUC
Molecule: messenger RNA, 4773 nt
Organism: Acanthopagrus latus (yellowfin seabream)
Lineage: Eukaryota; Metazoa; Chordata; Actinopteri; Spariformes; Sparidae
Product: IgGFc-binding protein-like
Exons: 10
Molecular function (GO): protein binding
Source: RefSeq, a predicted model, not a curated record